Messenger RNA from Drosophila serrata, 2088 nucleotides. RefSeq lists its product as uncharacterized. NCBI's taxonomy places the organism in Eukaryota, Metazoa, Arthropoda, Insecta, Diptera, Drosophilidae. The record is from RefSeq and is a predicted model, not a curated record.
CAAAAUGGAAACUUUAGUAGGCCUAGAAAAAUGAAAUGUCAAAUUCAUGUACUAAAUCUUCAGUAAACUUCAUUCAACUCGCACAGCCCAGUAGCGUAGGAUCAUAGUUCAGACUAGGGAAAGUUUCAGUUACGGAAAAGGUAUAUACAAACCGAACCAUCGUACACACAACUGUCGAGCUAGACAUAUAUUAAAAUUCGGUUCAGUCUUGCUACACAUUGUUAAGGCGUCAAGGAACCAAUGAUGGCCAACCGUAAUGUGCCGGCGACUCCGUCGCAGGAGGAGUUACGUGAGAAAGUGAACAUUAAAAAUGUGAAAAAUUCGGAAGAGCGUGAAACAGACAAUUUGAACACGAAUGCAGACACAACAGACUUACUGCCUACCGUGUCCUCGGCAGGGGCUUUGAGUCGCGGUGCAGGCUCCUUAAAAAGCCGGACCAAAAUUCCGGCGCCCACCGCUCUUGGCCCCAGCUCCAGCACUUUCCAGAUGGGCAGCCGCAAGUACACCAGUACCCUCGACACUACCAGAUCUCCGCUGCAGUCGCCCAAUGAUUCUGGCAUCCAGACAGAUACUUCGAUCUCCGAGCCUGAUCCGACCACAAAGUCGCCCAUACCCACCCCCGUUCCCUCAUGCCGUAGCGAAAUGGCACUGAAACUGGACGAGCGUGAGACCCUGAGGGAGCUGCAACGCGUCGUCGCCGAAAUGGAGGCCGAAGUGGCAUUGGCUGACAAGGAGGACGUAGAGUUGGGGCUUCUUGAUGCCUCCAACGCUGACCAGACGUCACUGGCUAGCGAUGUCGAGACUGUACGGGAUCCAGACGUCCGUACUAGCGAGGAGAAGUUAGGACCAACUGAGGAACUGUUAGCUGAAACCAAAGCUGAACAGGAUCCACUGGUCCAAGAAGCUGAACUGGGAUCGGCCCAGAAACUGGCAUCGGUCAAUGUCCAGGACAAUGAUGCAACUUCUUCUCAAGGGGUGGACCCACAAGCUGCCCCUGAGGCUCAGCAGGAGCCACAGAAUAUUGAAACUGUACAGGUUUCGACACACAGUCUGGCUCCAGAUGGGGCCCAGAUCAACGUGGAAAAAUCGAACCAGGAGGAACCUUUGCCAGAACCAAUCACAGAAGUAGUGGUCAAAGACGAUCAGCAGCUGCUCAAGAAACAAACACAGAUGGAGGAUCCUGAACUCGUAAAGGAUCUGUUAGAGCCUAUCUCUCAGGCUUCAGAGGAAAAAUUCCCAGAGAUCGCACUGGAGGAACCUGCCACGGACUCUGUGGAAGCGGCCCUUCAGCAAGCUUUCGCUAAUGUUAAUCAAGUUCAGAAGCCUGUGUUGCCGGAGGAGCCCGUAGAUGCAUUGAAUGGAGCUUCCGGUGGGCAGACAGUUGCCCUCAGCCAGGACUUGCUUGGCGAGCCAGAGCCAGAGAUCGGGGACCUAGAUCUGGCCACCACCUCGGAGGCAGUGCUGGUCACGCAGCCCUCGAAUACAAACAGCCGCAUUGUUAACUUGGAAGAGCUGCUCCGCAGUGCCAACAACGUUGAGCUGCUGCGCCGGCUGCUCCAAAUCGGAGCAGAAUCCAACAUAGUCGAGUCGGAGCCGGACUGUGCCACGCAGGAGUCAUCGGCAGAAGAUAAGGACGUCGAUGCCGAAACAGAGUCAGUACCCGAAACAAGUACAACAAGCACUUGCACUGCCACAGGAACGGAAGCCUCCACCGACGAGGAUACAGAGCUAAACGAUAACGAGGACGAAGAUGGUGCAGAUGUGAUCCCAGAGGGCCUCAACAAAGAGACAGAUUCCGUGGUGUGGCGCCUCCUUUCCGGCAAGAUGAUACACCUGGCCUGUCCCAUACUAUUUUGUGGCUUUGCUGCCGGCUUGAUAUAUAUGUCGCGCAAGGGCUAGGUUACCCAUGCGUAAAUUGGAAAUUACACCCAUUGCAAGUACCUAUCACCUGUUCGACUCAGAUAGAUCCUUCGUACACAUCGUGCAAGGCUCUUCAAAAUCGCUCGAUACAAUGGCACAUAAGUUGCCCUAAAUUCAAACUAUAUUCAAAAUAAAGCAAUUAAAACCAAAUUAUAUAUUUGGUGAAAA